AUGAAAGUCUGGUUCAUUACUGGAUCCUCCCGUGGCCUUGGCCUCGCUGUCGCUGAAGCUGCUCUCAAUAAUGGAGACUCGGUCAUCGCGACCGCUCGAAAGCCAGAACAACUUUCCAGUCUGGUCGACAAAUUCGGUUCUGAUCGAGUCCUCCCUGUUGCACUCGAUGUUACCAAUAACGACAACGUCAUUCAGGCCGUGAAGGCUGGCCAUGAAAAAUUCGGCCAAAUCGACGUCGUCGUCAACAAUGCUGGAUACGCGAAUACUUGCUCUGUCGAGGACAUUGAUAUCGACGAUUUCCGAGCUCAAGUAGACGCCAAUCUUUUCGGCGUCAUUUACGUGUCAAAGGCUGUUAUUCCCAUCCUUCGUCAGCAGAAGACUGGCGGCCAUAUCUUCCAGGUAUCCUCCCUUGGUGGACGUGUCGGCUCUCCGGGUCUCUCUGCCUACCAAUGCUCCAAGUGGGCCGUCGGUGGUUUCUCGACUGUCCUUUCUCGGGAGGUUGCUCCCCUAGGUAUUAAGAUCACCGUUCUUGAGCCUGGUGGCAUCAGAACUGACUGGGCCGGUUCAUCGAUGCAUGUUCCCCCAGUGAGUGAGCCCUACCAGCAGACCGUCGGGGCAUUUGUCGAGAUGCUGCGUACAUCAACGGGAAGUGAGCCAUCGAUCCCGAGCAAGAUUGCGGAUAUUAUGAUUAAGCUCUUGGACGAGGAGGAGCCUCCUUUGCGCCUUCUUAUUGGUCCUGAUGCGGCUGAAUAUGGCCGGCAGAUGGGCGAGGCACUCGCUGCAUCAGACGCGAAGUGGCACGAGCUGAGCAUAUCUUCGGCAUAG
Messenger RNA from Penicillium cataractarum, 825 nucleotides. Its product is annotated as Bcboa17. NCBI's taxonomy places the organism in Eukaryota, Fungi, Ascomycota, Eurotiomycetes, Eurotiales, Aspergillaceae. The transcript has a single exon. The coding region runs from base 1 to 825 and encodes 274 amino acids. The record is from RefSeq and is a predicted model, not a curated record.